Setaria italica (foxtail millet) is the source of this 1240-nucleotide messenger RNA. Its product is annotated as probable carboxylesterase 18. The transcript has a single exon. Bases 3 to 1040 code for a protein of 345 amino acids. Gene Ontology annotation, molecular function: hydrolase activity. The record is from RefSeq and is a predicted model, not a curated record. NCBI's taxonomy places the organism in Eukaryota, Viridiplantae, Streptophyta, Magnoliopsida, Poales, Poaceae.
AAAUGGCCGGCUCAGACAGCGCCCGCCGGAAGCCGCCGUCCCUGCCGUGGACGGUGCGCAUCCAGACGACCGCUUUUGCACUCGUUCACCGCGUGGACGGCAGCAUCCGGCGCUCCCUCUUCUCCCUCGGCGACCGGAAGAAGCGCGCCACGCCCCGUCCGGACCCCUCGGAGUUCGUCCGAUCCGCCGACGUCGGCAUCGACGCCUCCCUUGGCAUCUGGGCGCGCGUGUUCUCCUUCUCCCCCUCGGCCGUCGCCGCCGCCGACAUCCCGUACCCCGUCGUCGUGUUCUUCCACGGCGGCGGCUUCACGCUCCUGUCGGCGGCGUCCCGCACCUACGACUCGUUCUGCCGCCGGCUCUGCCGCGAGGUCGGGGCCGUCGUCGUGUCCGUGAACUACCGCCUCGCCCCACAGCAUCGUUUCCCGGCGGCCUACGACGACGGAGUCGCCGCGCUUCGCUACCUCGACGGCACCGACCUGCCAGCCGACCUGGUACCGGUCCCCGUUGACCUCUCCAGCUGCUUCCUCGCCGGCGACAGCUCCGGCGGCAACAUGGUUCACCACGUGGCCCAGCGUUGGGCGUCCAUGUCGGCGGCGGCGUCUCCUCCCCUGCGCCUCCGCCUGGCCGGCGCGAUCCUGAUACAGCCGUUCUUCGGCGGGGAGGAGCGGACGGUAGCCGAGUUGGCGUUCGACAAAGCCUGCCGCACAUUGUCGAUGGCGCGGGCGGAUCACUACUGGAGGGAGUUCUUGCCCGAGGGCGCCACCCGGGACCACCCGGCGGCGCGCGUCUGCGGCGAGGGUGUUGAGCUGGCCGGGACGUUCCCUCCGGCGAUGGUGGCAGUCGGCGGGUUCGACCUGCUCAAGGACUGGCACGCGAGGUACGUGGACACGCUGCGCCGGAAGGGGAAGAUGGUGAGGGUGGUCGAGUACCCGGACGCCUUCCAUGGCUUCUACGCGUUCCCGGAGCUCGCCGAUUCCGGCAAGUUCAUGGAUGACAUGAAGCUCUUCGUGAACGAACAUAGAUGCAAGCGUCCUGUUUAGAUGAUCUGGCCGUUUCGAGCAUGCAUGGAGAAUUGGAGAUUACGUGGAAUAUAAUCCGCGUCAAAUCUAUGCAAUGUCACGCACUAUAUAUAAUACUAGCUACCAGAGCUUCCGUGCACUGUGCACUCGUCGAAUAAAGACAUCACGCUAUGUAUAAUACUACCAGCUUCCUCGUCGAAUAAAGAUAUCCGUUGCUUAAA